GUUUUCUUCAUACUUCGACAUCUACCCUGUGUUACUUCAGAUCAUAGCAUCGUCAACGUCGCGUCCUUUUCACACUCCAUCUUUGACUCUCAACCGAUCCUUCCGCGGGACAUAGCCAGACCUCAAACUCAUACAAUAUCUCAUAUCCUCUGCCUCCCUCAGCUGUUCUUUUUCUGCAAUUCCAUGGAGUUCAAGUUUCGAGCCGUUGAUGACCGACAGCCACUAUAUUGCUCCCCUUCUUCCAGCCUCAGCUACUUCACCGACCAAGCUUCGAGAGCCGGCCUUUCAAGCACUGAUCGGAAGCCAAGCCAGGAGCAAAUGCGAAACCCGAAUGACGUUCGAGAAGCAAUCCAGCGGGAGCUUGAGAAGGAGCGGAUCAGAGAAGAGAUAAUAGUAGCGGACAUCGCUCGACGGAGGGUGCUCGACGAGGAGGUGAGAAGGGAGGUGAUGAUGGAGCGAGAGAUAGCCAUGCGGAGGCUCACAGGCGAAGGGUUGUCAUCCGAGGAAUUAUUGAUGAAGGAGCGUAUCAGAGAAGAGAUAAUCGCGGCUGAAAUGGCUCGGCGCAGGGUGCUCGAAGCGGAAGUGAGGAGAGAGCUGAUGGUUGAGCGAGAGAUGGCCAUGCGUAGGCUCACGGCCACGGGCUUGUCAUUGGAGGAGCCAUUGAGAAUGCGGUUCGACUCGAGGCUGCCACCGACGUACCCAUCUGACGGGAGGACAUUUCCUGUUCACGGCAGCGGGUUCGAUAUGUUUCCAACGUCACUGUCAACGGAAGCUAUGAAGCUCGAUAUCAGGCCUCCAUCAGAGAUUAGCAAGGAUAAGUUGAUCAUACUGGCCAAACCCAAACCAAAUCUUUCUAGAGCAAAGGAGAAAGCUGUGAAACCAUCAGCAGGAAGCCCUAGUGAGCCCCCAACAAUUGGUUUGAAGAAGAUGCCCAAGGAGGAGUGGAGUUGUGCUCUCUGUCAGGUUAGUGCCGCAAAUGAGAGAGGUCUGAAUGAACACCUUCGAGGAAAGAAGCACAAGGCCAAAGAAGCAGGGCUUAGACAGAGAAUGGGCAAGAUUGCCAGCUCAACAUCACUGCCAAAGGAAUGUACUAAGCCUUCUCAGCUUACAGAGAUAACCGAUAAUGGAAGCUCAGGACUGCAGACAAAAAUUGAAGGGGAAUCACUUCAGCAUAACAAAGUUGGGGUUUGUUCAUGCAAUAAAGUUCAAGUAACAGAAAAUUUGAAGAAUAAAGUUGAGCAGGUUUCAGUGCAGAAAAACCAAAUUGCAGGAGAUUCUAAGAAGGCAAAUGGCACAGCAACAGGGCAGGGAGACGAGAAAACAACAGAAAGUAAGAAGCCGGAGAAAUUUGAGUUUUGGUGUGAAAUUUGUGAAAUUGGCACCUACUCUCAAGCGGUGAUGGAGAAUCAUAAAAAUGGGAAAAAGAUAACCGAUACUGGAAGCUCAGGACUGCAGACAAAAAUUGAAGGGGAAUCACUUCAGCAUAACAAAGUUGGGGGUUGUUCAUGCAUUAAAGCUCAAGUGACAGGACAUUUGAAGAAUAAAGUUGAGCAGGUUUCAGUGCAGAAAAACCAAAUCGCAGGAGAUUCUAAGAAGGCAAAUGGCACAGCAACAGGGCAGGGAGACGAGAAAACAACAGAAAGUAAGAAACCAGAGAAAUUUGAGUUUUGGUGUGAAAUUUGUGAAAUUGGCACCUACUCUCAAGCGGUGAUGGAGAAUCAUAAAAGUGGGAAAAAGCACAGGGCUCGGCUUCAGAACCUUGGUAUAAAAGAUGAAGUAGUUGUAAACAAGGUCGCCAAGGCAUCAUCAGAUCAUACUCCGAAGGCAGCAGAUACAGAUUUUGCGGCCAAAGAAGCUUAGGCAAAUAAGUCAGAUGCAACUCAAAAGACACAAACUUUUGCUGAUGUAGAAUAAUCUGGUCCAUUUCCAUUAAAAAUUAAUUAAAUUUAGAUGGUGGGGAUAAAGAAGCUCAAAUGAUCUGACAAAGGUACAGUUUUUCACUCCAGAUUUAGGUUCCAAGUUGCAAGCACUAUUUCUGUUUACUUGGAGAAAAAUAUGAGUAGACCCUGUAUAUUAAGAAGUGGCUCAGGUUAAUGACAACAAUCAUUUGAUGCAGAGUUCAACGAUGAUUAAAAGAUAGGUUAAUGACACCAAUGUAAGUGUUAACAUCGCUGGUUGAUUUCAAACGCAGUGAUUGUGAGAGUUCUGCGUUGCAACUUCUCUAGGCAACGCUUUUAAAA
This is a messenger RNA of Juglans microcarpa x Juglans regia, 2240 nucleotides long. RefSeq lists its product as uncharacterized. Gene Ontology annotation, molecular function: nucleic acid binding; zinc ion binding. Lineage: Eukaryota; Viridiplantae; Streptophyta; Magnoliopsida; Fagales; Juglandaceae. The record is from RefSeq and is a predicted model, not a curated record. The coding region runs from base 184 to 1860 and encodes 558 amino acids. The transcript is spliced from 3 exons.